Molecule: messenger RNA, 993 nt
Organism: Pestalotiopsis fici W106-1
Lineage: Eukaryota; Fungi; Ascomycota; Sordariomycetes; Amphisphaeriales; Sporocadaceae
Product: Malate dehydrogenase
Exons: 7
Coding region: 1-993 (330 amino acids)
Biological process (GO): malate metabolic process; tricarboxylic acid cycle
Cellular component (GO): cytoplasm
Molecular function (GO): L-malate dehydrogenase (NAD+) activity
Source: RefSeq, a predicted model, not a curated record
AUGGUCAAGGCAGUCGUUGCUGGAGCCUCUGGUGGCAUUGGCCAGCCUCUGUCGCUCCUCCUCAAGCUCUCUCCCCUCGUCGACGAGCUCGCCCUCUACGAUGUUGUCAACACUCCUGGUGUCGCCACUGAUCUGUCCCACAUCUCCUCGACUGCUAAAGUCACUGGCUACCUCCCCAAGGAGGAUGGCGGCAAGGCUGCCUUCAAGGAUGCCGACAUUAUUGUCAUUCCCGCUGGUAUUCCCCGCAAGCCUGGCAUGACCCGUGAUGACUUGUUCAACAUCAACGCUGGCAUUGUCAAGGGCCUGAUUGAGAUUGCCGCCGAGGUUGCCCCCAAGGCUUACAUCCUGGUCAUUUCCAACCCCGUCAACUCGACCGUUCCCAUCGCCGCCGAGGUCCUCAAGGCCAAGGGCGUCUUCAACCCCCAGAGACUCUUUGGUGUCACCACUCUGGAUAUCGUCCGUGCCGAGACCUUUGUUGCCGAGAUUACUGGCAAGAAGACUGGCUCUGAGCUCACAGUUCCCGUCAUUGGAGGACACUCUGGCGAGACCAUUGUCCCCAUCUUCAGUGCUGUCCAGCCCAACGUCACUAUUCCCAGUGACAAGUAUAAGGACCUCGUCAACCGCGUUCAGUUUGGUGGUGAUGAGGUCGUCAAGGCCAAGGACGGUGCUGGCUCAGCUACUCUGUCCAUGGCUUUCGCCGGUUUCAGAUUUGCCGAGAAGGUUCUCAAGGCCAUCAAGGGCGAGAAGGGUCUUGUCGAGCCCAGCUACGUCUACCUUCCCGGUGUUCCCGGUGGUAAGGAGAUUGCUGAGAAGACUGGUGUCGACUUCUUCUCCGUCCCCAUUGAGCUGGGCCCCAACGGUGCCGAGAAGGCUGUCAACCCUCUGACCAACCUCACCAGCGAUGAGAACGCAUACCUGCAGAAGGCCAUUGAGGGACUCAAGGGCAACAUUGAGAAGGGCAUCAGCUUUGCCCACAACCCUCCCCAAAAGUAA